Messenger RNA from Sinocyclocheilus anshuiensis, 2030 nucleotides. RefSeq names its product GDP-L-fucose synthase-like. Gene Ontology annotation, molecular function: GDP-L-fucose synthase activity. The transcript has 10 exons. NCBI's taxonomy places the organism in Eukaryota, Metazoa, Chordata, Actinopteri, Cypriniformes, Cyprinidae. The coding region runs from base 188 to 1228 and encodes 346 amino acids. Gene Ontology annotation, biological process: nucleotide-sugar biosynthetic process. The record is from RefSeq and is a predicted model, not a curated record.
AACCGGAAGCUUACGCCUAUACCGCUAUUCGUAGGAAACAGCAUUUGGGACAGCAUACGUCGGAUUGUAUUGCUGAUUAGAAAUGUUAUUUAAAUGAGCUUCGCAAACAGUUCUUGGCAUUUCGGUAUUUCCCCAUUCAAGCAGAUAGGAGUUGAUUUUGCAUGAGCAAAACAGCUGCCCGGAGGCGAUGAAAAUAUGGCCACCGAGUGAACCGAGUUUACAAGAAACGGACUUUAACUACAGUGACACCAGAGAGCAGAUGAACGGGUCAGUCGGGCCGAUGCGUGUGUUGGUGACAGGCGGCAGUGGGCUGGUGGGGCGAGCGAUAGAGCGGGUGGUGAAAGAGGAGAGCGGAGGGAGAGAAGGAGAAACAUGGAUAUUCCUGUCAUCCAAAGAUGCCAAUCUUAUGAGCGCUGAAGAGACGAGAGCAGUCUUCCAGAAACAUCGUCCGACACACGUUAUUCAUUUGGCCGCCAUGGUGGGAGGACUCUUCAGAAACAUGAGACAGAACCUGGACUUCUGGAGGAAUAAUGUGCACAUCAAUGACAACGUGCUGCAGGCAGCUCACGAGUUCGGCGUGGUGAAGGUCGUUUCUUGCCUUUCCACAUGUAUCUUUCCAGAUAAAACCACCUACCCUAUAGAUGAGACCAUGAUCCACAACGGUCCGCCUCAUGAGUCCAAUUUCGGUUAUGCUUACGCCAAACGCAUGAUUGACGUCCAGAACAGGACGUAUUUUCAGCAGUACGGUCAGCGAUACACAGCCGUCAUCCCCACAAAUGUAUUCGGACCCCAUGACAACUACAACAUUGAGGACGGACAUGUCCUGCCAGGAUUGAUCCACAAGACGUACCUGGCGAAGAAGGAAGGUAAACCUCUGCAGGUCUGGGGUUCGGGUCGCGCUCUGCGGCAGUUCAUCUAUUCUCUGGAUCUGGCUCGUCUGUUUCUGUGGGUUCUGAGGGAGUACGACGAGGUGGAGCCCAUCAUUCUGUCAGUGGGAGAGGAGGAUGAAUUGUCCAUAAAGUUUGCUGCGGAUGCUGUGGUUGAAGCGUUGGGCUUUGAAGGUGAAGUGAUCUAUGACACUAGUAAAGCAGACGGUCAGUUCAAGAAAACCGCCAAUAAUGCCAAACUACGCAAAUACCUGCCAGACUUCAAGUUCACGCCGUUCAGAGCUGCCGUCAAGGAGACGUGUGAUUGGUUUGUGGCCAAUUACGACUCCGCCCGUAAAUGAAGAUCUUCACAUCUGAUUGGCUGUGGGGAGUUUGAACACUGUUCAAUGCUGGAAACCGAACAAUGACUGAUCGAACAACAUUUAAUCGUUUUUACAAAGACAAACUCAUGGAACACAUCUUAAAAUAUGUUCAUUUUCCAGGGAUGCAGUUACUAAAACUGCACAAUGCUGGGUUUUCAAAUGCAUUUAUUAAUGCAUAAACUGCUUCAGACAGCACUGCACGAGCUAGCGGCGCCAUCUAGCGGCUAUGUGCGGGAUACCCUUAGUAUCUCAACCAAGGUUUAAGAUUAACACUAGCCAAAAGACAGUAUAAACCCAUGUUGGUAAAUAUUUGAAAAUGUGUAAAAAAAAAAAAAGUAUUUUAAUUAUGCAUGGUUGUGAGAACUUAGUAAGUAGUACAGUUAUCAAAUCGCAAAAGCUGUGGUUUAAAUAUAUAUGUAGUCCGACAUGCUACAUGUUUGUAGCGAGAGUAUAUAAAUCUGUUAUCAGCAAAACACUGAUUCGUGAAGCUUGAAUCAAACUCACCAAGUCACGUGGCUUCAGCAAACGAGGCUUCGUUAUGUCAUACUGUUUUUUUGUUUUUGUUUCGAAACAUUACAAAAUUUGCUGCUAGAUGGUGAUCUCGUGAACCAAUGAAGGAGUUUCUAAUAGUUGGCUUUGGGUCAGUUUUAUGAUGUAGGUUAAUUUCUAGUGAAUUUAAUCAAUUGUAAUACUUUAUGCGUGUAUAAUGCAAUUCAAUUAAAGUUUAUUUGUAUAGCGCUUUUCACGAUACAAAUCGUUGCAAAGCAGCUUUACAGAAAAU